CUUGAGUGGCAGAGUGAGGGUCGCCAGUUGACGAGGGACCCUCGCCUGCCUGGCUACGACUCCAAGUAGCGCUCGGAGUCGGUCGCGUCGUUUGGCAGGUCCCUCGUCGAACGCAGCGAUGUGGUCCAACGUUAUGCAGAUUACACAUGGAGAUGUGGGUCUGAUUCAUGCGCUGAGCUUUUGAAAAUCACCUGAGAUCCAUCUGUCAGCGACAUGCAUGUCAGGCGCACGAUUGUAUUUCCCAGGGUUCCGCGAGGGUUGUGCAACACUGAUGGACUUACCAACUUUGCGGCGUACAUCAGGGAUAAUUCCUCGUAUCAUCCGAGCCACUUCGGCUGGCUCAGUGCAGAAGUCUUUGCGAAAUGGCUCGCACACAAGUUGCUGGACUACCAGCAUAUAUUCAUCAUGGCCUGGAUGGGCUCAGGGACAGCUUUUCGAACUCGUUUGCGCUUUUUCGCUGCAGAUGAGGUCGAAUCCGGCGAACGGUCCGGGCAUGAUGUCAAGCUGACAAAGGGACAAUCCUCUUCGUGUCUUCCUGUGUAUGACCGGCACAGCUUUCCAACGACUCGAGGGGGCUGCCGCAUGGUGAUGCACAAACCCUUUGUUCGAACACCCCGCGCGACUGUACGCUCAUGUAGGGCUACGACAGGAUCACGCGAUACGCACAUGAGUUGUUGUGCGACGCUGACGUUGACGUUGUCGACAUACGCGUUCACGGAUGUUUGGCAGUCUCGAACAAGCUUUUCCUACCCUUCGUGAAGGUCACCGAAUCGUUCGAUCGUUGGCCAUAGGCGAAGGAUGUGGUCCAUGGGAAGCUACCUGAGACGUGUCAGUAGAGAGCCCGGCUUCGGCAACCGGCGACUUACGGACCUGGAACCUAAACUUCGAAGGA
This is a messenger RNA of Dothidotthia symphoricarpi CBS 119687, 892 nucleotides long. RefSeq lists its product as uncharacterized. The record is from RefSeq and is a predicted model, not a curated record. Lineage: Eukaryota; Fungi; Ascomycota; Dothideomycetes; Pleosporales; Dothidotthiaceae. The transcript has a single exon. The coding region runs from base 214 to 759 and encodes 181 amino acids.